AUGGCGGCGAAGCUGGAAGAAACGAGCUCAGAGCUCUACGAGCGCUGCACAAACGCCGCCCUCAGCUCUCCAGAAGGCCGCGCCAAAAUCUUCGGCCAGGAUGAAUUGCUCAAGAUGGGUGUGGUGGAUAGUGCUCAAGCGCUGCUGGAGCUGUUGCAAGGCUUGAUGGAUGCACAGUUGGUGCGAUUGAUGCAGAUGGAGGGCAAGAUUUGCUAUGCGCUGCGCACUAAGGAUGAUGCGGCCAAGUGCAACAGCGGCACCAAUGGUACCUGGACAAAGACGAUCAAGCAGCGCACAAACAUUCAUCAAACCACCGUCACGAAAGCUAUGAAGACGCUCGAGGGCAAGAAGCUCGUCAAACCCGUCAAGUCGAUCAAGAACCCUGCUCAAAAGAUUUACAUGCUAUUCCACCUGAGUCCGAACGAGGAUGUUACCGGAGGACCAUGGUUCAGCGACGGAGAACUGGACGUCGAAUUGAUUGCCAUCACCGCAGACGCCGUAAUCCACUUUAUCGCCCAGAACAGCUGGAAGACCGUCUACAUCAAGCGCGAAGCUACUCCUGAAGCCGACGGUGUCUCCAAAAAGAGGAAGAGAAACGAUGCGGCAGAUAUCGAAGGGUCGCAUCCAAAGUCACGCAGAGCAGGCGGCUAUGAAACACAAAUCUCCUAUCCGGCAGGCUGGCGCGGUUAUCCUACAGUCUCUGCCAUUCAUCACUUCAUCACGGAAGCUGGGUUCUUGAAAGACAGUUCUGCGCUCGCCGAGUCUGAUCUCCAGAACUUGCUCGAUGUCUUGGUGUUUGACGAACGCAUUGAAAGGAUCGGAAAUGGCUACAGAACCUGCAAGGGUGUCUUUGGGGCAACAGAAGCCAUGAAGAACAUCAUGCAGGGAAGACAAGUGGGAGACGCGGUCGAAGAGGUCGAAGGAAACGGAUUGAGUCAGGCGCCUUGUGGCAGGUGUCCAGUCUUCAAUCUCUGUGAAGACGGUGGCCCUGUUAAUGCGAAGAACUGCGAGUACUUCCAGACUUGGCUGAGGGCCUGA
This is a messenger RNA of Aureobasidium uvarum, 1038 nucleotides long. NCBI's taxonomy places the organism in Eukaryota, Fungi, Ascomycota, Dothideomycetes, Dothideales, Saccotheciaceae. The record is from the annotation of a GenBank genome assembly.